Drepanopeziza brunnea f. sp. 'multigermtubi' MB_m1 is the source of this 1464-nucleotide messenger RNA. The record is from RefSeq and is a predicted model, not a curated record. NCBI's taxonomy places the organism in Eukaryota, Fungi, Ascomycota, Leotiomycetes, Helotiales, Drepanopezizaceae.
AUGCGCCAACGAAUCACUUUCAUCCAAGAGCCGAUCGAUUCUAUCGAUCCCAGCAAGCUAACAGUCACCUCCAACUCGAUAUCCACCUCGGAACUCACAGCAGCGAGAGAAGAGAGGGUCACAUUUGGAAUUGAUGGGCUGCCGCAUGAGAUGUACAAGGUUCUCAAAGGAAGCCAUGAGCUGCAUAUCAGAUGGGUUGAGGAGAAGGUGUUUGAGGCGAGGGUACCCUUUGUUGCGAGACUGAGUCCUGGAUUACAUGUUUUCUACACGCCAUUGACGAAUAAUGGAUCUUCAGACCGCUUCUCCCAUUCUGCAGCCAUGCAAUACUACUCUUCUCUUCCAACUCUCAUCGACUUUAUAUCCUACAUGUCACACAAGCUGUGUCCCUCCCGCUCUGCGAAGAACAAAGACCCCUCAUGUCUCUCUCGGGUACAGGCCCUCUCCACAGCAUCAUCCCUCGACCUAGACUUCGACACCAUCUCCCAAGCCGCAACGCUCUCCGCCUUCUUCGCACCGCAAACUCAGUCCCUCUCCCUUUCCAAGCCAGUGGCUCUCCCCUCCUCGCGAGUAGAAGUCGGGAUCCUCUCCGUCGAAAAAGCCCGCGAAACGGAAGAGCUCUCCCUAGGCGGAUUUCUCACCGUCCUAGGCGAAUCGACCAAGCCAUCUCCGACGCUUUUCUCCUUCCCUGCGCGCCAUCAUCCCCUCCCGCACUCUCAAACCUUCACGUCAAACUUCCUUGUGCCCACAGGACUACACCCCACGCUACAGCUCAACAUCACUUCCUCGAGCCCUCCAUUAGAUGACAGAGCUUGUUCCCUACACGCCCACCUCACGCUUCCAAAAACAUUUUUCAUCGACAGAUACCAGCUUUCAGACCCCUUAUUCCUCGCCUCCAAAAAUCUGUCUAAAGUCCACUACAUCACCAGCCCCGUCGACCUCGAAGCCCCCGCCUACACGCUCCCACAAUGGGGAUCCUCCGCCCUGCUCUCCCUCUCCCCUCCCCCAUCACCCCCAGCCUCCGAAUCAUGGACAUCCCAAAUCCCCCUGCACCUCCGCUAUCUCACCCCCUCGGCCAAGUCCUCGGGCCUCACCCCUACCAAAUUCCCCUCCCCCGUCCUCUUCUGGGCCUGCACCGCCGACGAGGGUACGAAAUUCCCCACCAACCCCUUCGACCGCGUGAACCUCGGCUAUGACGGCCUGUUCGGUCCCCGAACCCUGCUCUACCACCUCUCGCCCCGUGCGGCCGCAGCAGCAGCGGAUGGCAGACUCGUGAGUAGCUUGACCGUGCCGGUGCUGGACCUGGACAGGAGCGGCUACGUCGAGAGCGCGACUGCGGCUGGUGUCGCGCUCGGCUUUGCAUGGGUGUGUUGGUGCCUGGUGAGCGUGUGGAGGAGGAGCGGCCUUGGCUCUGGUAUUGCGAAGAAGAAGAAGCAGGAGGCGGGCAGGGAGGAGAAGAUGGAAUAA